UGAGUGGCGAGUGUUCUUCGCAGUUCGCACACACUUGCUUUGAGGUGAGCGGGGACUCACCUGUUGAAAAAGCAGUAAGAGACCGCUUUAAACCAGAUUUAUCAACGUUAAUCGUGGCCUUUUUACAACAUGACGGACGCGCUUUUGCCAAACGGCCACAAGGACGGUAAAGGAGACGGAAAAUUAUUCAGAAAGGGUUGUAACCCGUUCGCCCAAACCGGUCGAAGCAAACUGCAGAACAAGCGAGCCAAUUUGAACCAACAGAUCAUCAAGCAAAUGAGGAUGCGAGCGGGAGCGGAGAAUCUUCUCAAGGCUACGUCCAACAACAAGGUGAAGGAGAUGGUCUUGCUGGAGCUGAGCUACGUCAACUCUAACCUGCAGCUCCUCAUGGGCCAGCUGGAAGGACUCAACAGCUCCGUGGAGGUCUACCAGAGCAGCCAAGAAACUGCCAACAUCCCUCUUAUUGCGCUGGGUCUGAAGGAGACCAAGGAAGUUGACUUUUCUACUCCUUUUAAGGAUUAUAUAAUUUCGCAUUACAAUGAAGACGGAGCCAGCUACGAGGAUGAGCUUGCCGACCUGAUGGACUUGCGUCAGUCUUGCAGGACACCAAGUCGUAGCGAGGCUGGCGUGGAACUUCUUGCAAAGUACUUCAACCAUCUUCCGCUUGUAGAGAGUCGAUUCUUCUCACCCACGCAUCACAGCGGCAUCUUCUUCACUUGGUACGACUCCUUCACGGGCGUGCCGGUUUGCCAGCAAAACCUAUCGCUAGAGAAGGCCAGUAUGCUCUUCAACAUGGCCGCCCUCUACUCACAGAUCGGCACCCGCAGUGACCGGCAGACAUCGGUCGGCCUGAGGGAUGCCAUUUCAGCAUUCCAGAAGGCAGCGGGCAUUCUGAACCACCUGAAAGAGACUUUCACGCACACGCCUAGCUAUGACAUGAGUCCUGCCAUGCUGGCCAUGCUGAUUCGCAUGAUGCUGGCGCAGGCACAGGAGUGUCUCUUCGAACAGCUCGCCCUGCCCGGCGUCCGCAAUGAGUUUCUGACCCUGCUCAGGAUGGCGCAGGAGGCGGCCAAGGUGUCAGAAAUCUACGACCACGUCCACCAAUCCAUGAUCCAGACGCCGGUGAAAGACAAUGUGCCUUUUUUCUGGUCCACCAUGUCCCAAGUGAAGACCAACCACUAUCGCUCCAUGGCGCACUACUUUUUGGCCUCCGCUUUGUUGGACCACCACAUGAGUCCAAGCGAUGACGAGGACAAGCAAGAAAAGACCUUGUCUCAAGUGUACGAUCACCUACCUGAUGGAUGUUCACCUCUGGACAUUUUGAAAAAAAAGGAUCAGCGAGAGCGAGUCGGAAGAGCCCAUAUUCGUCGCGCCAUCACGGGCCACGAGGAGGCACUGAGGAUCUACUCAUUGUGCCAUCACCUCAACAAGCUGGAGAUGCUGCAAGACAUUCUAAAAGCCAGCCACCAGCGCUCGCUGCACAAGGCCAGUGACAACCAGACAGACGAGGAAUUCGCAGACUACCUGGAGGCACCCGACAUUAUCUCAAAAACUGAGCAUCAAGCAGAGAUGGAGUUUCCCGCUGUCUUAAAGGUGAAAGUCAUGGACUUUUUCCGGAGGCUGGGUCCUCUAUCGGUGUUCUCCGCCAAGCAGCGUUGGACACCACCCCGGACAGUUCGUCUGCGAACAGAGGACAGAGACCUGGGCUUUACCCUUAAGGGGGAUGCACCGGUCCAAGUGGUCUCACUGGAUCCUCUCUGUCCUGCUGCUGCCGAUGGGCUGAAAGAGGGCGACUACAUUGUUGCCGUGGGUGAGGUGGAAUGCAAGUGGAUGGGUGUGGGUGAGGUCAUGAGGCUGCUGAAAGAUGUCGACGAGCAGGGCGUGGACAUCACGGUCAUCAGCAUGCUGGACAGUAACCCAACCAUGCCGGCCAAAAGUGCCACAUUCUGCGGCAACCUGCCCAAAACGUACUCCAUGAUCUGCCUGGCCUACGACAGCGACGACAAGAAUGGCAAGUCGCGCAAGAUCAGCAAGAAAUCAUCCUUCCUCAGCUGGGGCCUGAAGAACAAACUGAAGAGUGCCAGCACCGUCAGCCUCCCCACCGCGGAGCAGUCGUGGAACAAGCCUUGUCCGGCCUUCCCCAGCACCUACAAGGAUGCCACCCGUUACUGAGUACACAGGUGCCCUCUCCUCGGUACAAAAAUCUGACAAGGACACAUUUUGGGGAAAAAAAGAAAAAAAAAAUCAAAAAUGUUAUUUUAUGAGAAAGUCGAUUUUAUUUGUCAAAAAAGGUGCAAUGUUACAUUAAUGAAGUAAUACUUUUUGCAGUUAAAAUCAUAUUUUCUGAGGAACAAAAGUUGUAACGUUAGGAGAAUAAAGUUGAAUAGAUACGUGUUUAAAAAAUUAUCAUUUUUAUGAGGAUAGAUUUCACAAAAAUAUAUUUUGUAUUUUUUUACUCCAAUUAAUGUGCAAUGUUAUGAGGAUAAUCGAUAAAUUCAUUUGCAAAAAACAGGGUAGUCACGGGGAUAUAAAAGUGCAUUCAUUCAUUUUUUUUUUUUUAACUCGUUGACUACCAUAGCUGCAACAGGCCAUGUGAACUGGGAAGGGUGUCAGUGAUCAUUCACGCCUAUUACCUUCAAUACCUCAAAAGUUUUAAUCUUAUGAGAAGAUGGGCAAGAGAAACCACCCCCCUUCUACAAAAUGAAUGAUGCCAAAACUCGGUUUUUGUCCUAAAUUUUUGAGUACAAAAACGUUGACUUUUUUUGUUGUUGCAACUUUUACUUCCCCAUUGAAGUGUAAAAGUGUGCUGUGAGUCUGAAGCAGAGCAAAUCUACGAAUGUCUCCGUCAUUAAAUUAACAUAUUUGAUCUUCGCCUAAUAUUUCCAUCAAAAUGUGACUUUUCUCCAGUUCCCCCGCCUGACUUGCAAUAAAAAUACACAACUUUGAUUCAACACUUGCCUUGCACAUACCACUGAAUGCCUGUAUAUAUUUUUUCAUUGUUAAAAUAAAUGAAGUAAUUUGAAAUAUACUUCCAACUGAGAUAUACUUCAAUAGCACGUCCAUUAUAAUAAGGAUAGAGCGUCUUGUAAUGUAACUAUAUGAAUGUAGGAUCAGACUGACCAUGUCACCUUUAUUUAAACAUUCCAUGGAAAGACUGCGGCCAUUUUUGCUGACACCUUUACAGUGUUGGUCUCAUUUCUUUUGUCUACAAAGUAGAUUCUCAUACAUGUUUGAUAAUCAAAUUUAUUAUUUAUGUCAUAUCAAGAAUCUAUUAUUUUCCGUUAGGUUGUGUGUAGUUUGUGAAUUAAAAAAACAACAACUUUUUGCACGUUGGAUUUCUUGAAGGAAUGUAUCUUAUUCUCUUUUUUUGUGUGUAUGCUGGUACAUUGUCAUAAGAUAACACUCUGACACGUACUUAGUGCCAUGUUGUUUUAAAAGUGCUGAUCGUGAUGACUAAACGUGUAUUUUGUCAUCCUGAGAUUUAUGCAUUAUUCACCCAGGUGGGAUAUUGCAAACAAGAAAAAGCAGUGUGUUGCUAUCAUGACUUUCAUGUUGUCGUUGUAUUAUUCAUUUCUCUUGUGGCCUAAAUGCUUUUUGGAAAUUCUUUUUGUCUUGUGUAGAGUCUAAUCUUAAUAAAAACUAAAGGAACAAAACCGUA
Corythoichthys intestinalis (scribbled pipefish) is the source of this 3658-nucleotide messenger RNA. RefSeq names its product rhophilin, Rho GTPase binding protein 2 (gene rhpn2). Gene Ontology annotation, biological process: negative regulation of stress fiber assembly; signal transduction. The record is from RefSeq and is a predicted model, not a curated record. Gene Ontology annotation, molecular function: protein binding. The transcript has 14 exons. The coding region runs from base 130 to 2172 and encodes 680 amino acids. Lineage: Eukaryota; Metazoa; Chordata; Actinopteri; Syngnathiformes; Syngnathidae.